CGUCCCAUAAGCAGGCGCAAGAUCGCGUCACUGUUCAUGCUUAAGAUUGAAGCUAACAAACACUAAUUAAUUAGUUAUACAGAUGACAUUAUAGCAUCAAAAACCAACUCACAUACAUAGUUUCACUGCAAAUUAUUGAUCAGAUUCUUUAAUGCAACUCCUUAUAAUUCCAAAUGAACCCAAAUGGGUUAUUGUUGGUUUUAUGUUACUUUCAGCAGAUAAUUACGCGGCAGAAGAUACAAUCUUAUCACCACCAAUGCCCUCGCCGUAUGAGAAACCGUCUACCAAGAUCAACCCAACAAUGGCGAUUAUACUGGUGUGCCUUUUAAGUGCAUUCUUCAUGAUUUGUGUAAUCUCGACCUACUUCCGCCAUUUUACUGAAAGACAACUCCGACUAGCAAGGAGUACACAAAACCUAAGUGAAACGGGGUCAAUGAGAUCGGUGGUGCAUGGGCUUGAUCCGGCGGUGAUAGCCACAUUCCCAAGCUUCUUGUAUUCAAGUGUAAAAGGGAUAAAGAUAGGGCAGACGGUUCUAGAAUGCGCCGUGUGCUUAAAUGAGUUUCAAGACCAUGAAACCCUACGUUUGCUACCAAAAUGCAGCCACGUGUUUCACCAGGAUUGUAUUGACACGUGGCUGGCUUCACAUGUCACAUGCCCGGUGUGUAGAGCGAAUCUAGUCUUGUUACCUGGUGAACUCGAUCAUAUGACUGAGUUGUUGCACUGCCCAGUUGACCCGGAGAUAGAUUAUGCAUCGACUGAGUUUCUUCUUCCAGUAGAGUUCAAACACAAGAUACCUCCAUCCACUGAAAUGCCACGUUCACAUUCAACUGGUCACUCGGUUAUAAUUCGACCCGUUGAAAAUACUGAGAGAUACACACUUCGGUUACCAAACGAAGCACGGGGCCUUUUUGGGAACCUUGUAGCGAGCCUUCCCACAAGCCCUCAUAUGGCAUUGCCAAUGGAGAGUAGUCAAAAAAUGAGCCUUCGAAGUAUUAGUGUUGGUUCAGUUAGAAGAUUGGAUUAUGUUCAUCACGAGGUUUCUAAUUAUGAAAGACGAAGAGGCCAAACAUCAAGGGGUGGUCCUAGUGAUUCUCACAUAGUUGAUUGUUGAAAUAACAAGACGAAAAAUCAACAACUUUUAGAUUCUGUAUAUAGCAUUUGGUACAUGUGGCUAAACAUAAACUCUACUGGAAUAUGUGUGUAUAUUGCUCAUGCCAAAUGCUAUCAAAAAAGGGUCUAUUUUUUUUUCUUUUGGGCGGGGUGUGUCCUAUUACCAAACAGAGUCUUAGAUGAUGAGUAAGGAAAUCAAUAAGUUGACGGUUCAAGUUUGGUUUGACUCAAAAGAUAGAGAUUUAGAAGUAGAUUAGAAGGUGUUCUAUCAAGACGAGUCAUACAUAAACAUGAUUGGGAACAUUAUUGGAAACAUGUGUAGA
Messenger RNA from Lactuca sativa (garden lettuce), 1433 nucleotides. Its product is annotated as E3 ubiquitin-protein ligase ATL6. NCBI's taxonomy places the organism in Eukaryota, Viridiplantae, Streptophyta, Magnoliopsida, Asterales, Asteraceae. The record is from RefSeq and is a predicted model, not a curated record.